Molecule: messenger RNA, 5377 nt
Organism: Mytilus trossulus (common blue mussel)
Lineage: Eukaryota; Metazoa; Mollusca; Bivalvia; Mytilida; Mytilidae
Product: epidermal growth factor receptor-like
Exons: 18
Coding region: 46-2790 (914 amino acids)
Source: RefSeq, a predicted model, not a curated record
AUUUUGAUAUUUUGAUGAUUGGUUAACUCUUUCACAAUCAUCUGAAUGUUAAUUUUCGCUAUUUUCAUUAUAGGUGGCUUUGCAAAAACCAAAGAAAGGACAAAGAGACAACAAGAAAACGCUUCACCCAUAAAAGUAUGUCGAGGAACUAAAAUGGGCAUGAGUGUUGGUGGAACCUCUCAAGAUCACUAUGAUUUAUAUAAACGUAGAUACUCAAACUGUACAUAUGUAGAUGGAAAUUUGGAAAUUACAUAUUUAGAUAAAAAUGGGGAGACUUCAGAUUGGGAUUUGACUUUCUUGGAAUCCAUUGAAGAAGUUAGUGGAUACGUUUUGAUUUAUUCUGUUUUUAUUCAAGAGUUGCAUUUAAAGAAUUUACGUUUAAUCAGAGGAAAUCAGCUGUUCUCAUUUAAAGGAGAAAAGUUAUAUAGCUUAGUGAUAGCUAGUAACAGUAAACCAGGAUCUACAACAAAAGGAUUGAUGCACCUAGGAUUUAAAAGUUUACAAGAAAUUAUGAGCGGAAUUGUAUAUUUUUACAACAAUGACUUGUUGUGUUUUGAGCAAACAAUAAGUUGGGUGGAUAUCAAUCCCAGUGUAACACCACAUGCUAAAUACAGCUUUAAUAAUACCUUUCACAAACGGAGUUGUGGUGAAUGUCAUCCAGCAUGUUAUAACAAAAAGACAGAUGCUAAACAAUGUUGGGGAGAAGGUCCAGAUAUGUGUCAAAACUUAAACCAUGCAGCCGUUUGUAGCUAUGAAUGUGAAAAUAGGUGUUUUGGUAGUGAUCCAAACCAGUGUUGCCAUCCUGAAUGUGCUGCUGGUUGUCGUGGAUUAAAGCACACCGAUUGUUAUGCUUGCAAACAUUUUUCUAAUGAUGGGGAAUGUGUCAGAAGUUGUCCUCUGCACCAGGUUUAUAAUCCAGGCAAAUUCAAAAUGGAGGUAAAUCCAGAAGGAAAGUUUGCAUACGGUGCACUUUGUCUGAAAGACUGCCCAAAUAAAAUGUUGAAAGAUACACAAUUGAAUAUUUGUGUUAAAACCUGUCGAACAAAUUUCAAGGAUGUAAAUGGUACUUGCGUACAAUGUGACGGUUCCUGUUCUAGAGCAUGCAAAGGUCAAAGUGGUGGGGAAUAUAUCACAGCCAGCAACAUCAAUCAGUUUAAAAAUUGUACAAUUGUAAAUGGAAAUCUCAAAAUUGUAGAAAAUUCAUUUGCUGGAGAUGCCCAGUAUAAGACACCAGGAGUUACAAUUGACGAUUUACAAGUUCUUCAGAACAUCAAGGAAGUUACAGGGUAUAUCAUGAUACAGUCAAACGACACAAACUUCAGGAACUUAUCAUUUCUUUCAAACCUGGAGGUCAUUCAUGGAAGAGAGGUUGACGCAACUCAAAGUUCCUUGAAUAUUAUGUUUACACAACUCAGGAAUUUAGACUUAAUAUCGUUAAGGCAGAUACGAAACGGUCAUGUUACUAUAGCAUUUAACCACCAUUUAUGUUACAUUACUGAUAUCAAUUUUACACAAAUGUUUGCUCAUAAAAAUCUACAGGUGGUCAGAUUAAUGAAAAAUAAGAAGGCAGAAUUAUGUAGAGAUGAAGGUGAGGUAUGUGACCAGAGCUGUUCAGAUGAUGGAUGUUGGUUCAAGGGACCAGAUAAAUGUUUACAGUGUAGGAAGCUUAAGAUAGACAAUAGUAGCAAUAUCUGUAUCAAUAAUUGUCAACUACCAGGGCUGUAUGAAGUAGGAAAUCUGUGUAAAUUUUGUGAUGAGGAAUAUGAUUCCACAUGCUCCGGCCUUGGACCUGAGAAUUGUCAUAAGUGUAAACAUUAUGCUGUGACCGGAACAAAUAAAGAUGGCAACAUGAUUAGAAAAUGUUUGAAAGAAUGUCCGAAAAUGUUUUAUCCAGACCUUGAUAGAAUAUGUCAGCAAUGCCAUGAUUACUGUGAUGAUGGUUGUUCUGGUCCCUCUUCUACUGUAAUGACUGGAGGAUGUGAAAGCUGUAAAGUUGGUAUCGAAGACGUUCGCAGUGGAGAAUCCAAUAUUACUUGUAUGGAUCCAAUUGAAGAAUCUUGUCCAUACGGGUUCUAUCGACAUACUGUGUCUCAGUCUCGUAUAAAUGAUCCUUUGGCUGGAAAAAUGGUAUGCAAAAGGUGCAAUGAAAUGUGUAAUGACUGUACCGGCGCUGGACCAGCCCACUGCAUUACAUGUAAAUAUCUAAAGCAGUUUGACUACUGUGUCGAAAACUGUUAUCCACUAUUCUAUCCAGACUUAAACCAGAUAUGUCAACAAUGCCAUGAACAGUGCCGAGGCAGCUGUUUUGGACCAUCAGCUUCCGACUGUAAAGCGUGUCUAAGCUUCAAAGUGUACUGGGAAGACACUUAUAAUCCACACAAAUUUAAUUGUACAAAAACAUGUCCAGAUGAUAAAAAAUACCAUGUGGCAUCAGAUGAUCCUUAUGAAGGUAUAAUUGUAUGUGCGAGCGCUUCUCAUCCAAAGGUCCAGACUAGAUUCAAGGCAGACAAAGCAGAAGCUGAAUUACUGAAGAACAUAGCUAUAACAGGUGGUGUAAUAGUAUUUGUUGCUUUUGUCGUGGUCUUAGGUAUUUUGUUGAGGAGAAGGUUUCAACAAAAUAGGGCGAAUGUGCCUAAUGGUACUACCAGAAUGACAGGAUUCCAGAAUGAGGGAAAUACUUUGAUGCAUUCACCAAUUAUUAUAAAUGACAACAAUUACCUAACGGAAAGAUUGAGUAAUACAACAGAUGAUGCACACGGGUUUAUGCAGAUGGAAACAGAUUCUCAUUAACACGGUUUUAACAUGAAACGAUAGGUAGCUCUUCAGUGUGGAGUAAAAAAAAUGACAAUAGUAAAGAGCAAGGAGGAUCCAACAGUCGAAAAUGUUUUGCCAAAUGCAGCUAUGGAAAUUAUUCUCGGGCUUCUAACACGAGACGACUUGUAUUACUGACGAGUAUUUAAAUACGGCGAAACUAUUUUGUAUCAUACAGUAGUUUUUUUUUUUAUAUUUUAUUUAUUUACAUAUAUAGCAAAUAACAUUAUGCAUUUCUACAUCGCUUAUUGUUUGGUUCAUAAUGAAGAAAACAAUCGUUCUUUUGUAUAACCUGAUUACACAUGUGGAAAUUAUCAAUUGAUUUGACUAGUAUAUAAUAGAGCCUGUAAUUCAGUGGUUGUCGUUUGUUGACGUGUUACAUUUUUUUUUUUUUUUUUUUAUAUAAAUAAGGCAGUUAUUUUUCUCGUUUGAAUGGUUUUACAUUGUCAUUUCGGAGCCUUUUAUAGCUGACGAUGCGGUAUUUGCCUUGUUCAUUUUUGAAGGCCGUACAGUGAACUAUAGUUGUUAAUGUCUGUGUCAUUUUUGGUCUCUUGUGGACAGUUUUCUUAUUUGCAAUCAUACCAAAUCUUCUUUUUUGAAAUAGUUGUUGACUUUCAAAUUGUUCACAUCUGAAAUUAUUUGCUGGAUCUGGAAAUUUAUAAGAGCUAGCUAAAUUUUAAAACGCUUCUACUAUGCUUAUACUAUAAGAAUGGCAAAAUGUAACAACACUGCACAUUUAUGUAACGUCUGACUAAAAAUUUCAAAAUGCGAGCUUAAAUUUAAGCGAUUAUAAAGAUAAUCUCUUUGAAACAAACGGAUUAUAAUUUCUAAAAUUAAUAAUCAUAUAUGAAUAGACAGCUGAAGUUAUUUGAUCGUCCAUUUAAAAGCUUUUGAGUAAUAAAAACAUAGGAAAUUCGUCUUCACAAUAUGUUGACAAAAUGAUUGCAAUUCCUUCUCAUUAGUUGCAAUGUAUGACUUUUACUUACCUGUUGUUUAAAAGUCAAUUAAGUCGGUGUAUUGAAUUUGUGACAUUUCAUAAACUGUAUUUACAGAACGGAUGUGAUGUUUGAAUAUAUAGAUAUUGAUAAGAUUUUUUAUAUAUAUGUGCUUUUUACAAUUAAUUUGCAAAUUAGUUUUUUACUUCAUAUUUGCAUAUAUUUAAGUAAGUUGCAUUUACUAUAUUUAUGGCAUGCUUGAAAUUUAGUUUUUUAAAAGCAUAUGUGUAUGUAUUUGAGAGAUGAAAACUUACAAAAAAAACCUAUUAUUGGUCAUUAUAACUACAUAUUAGUACCUACGUACAUGAAAUUUUGGAGGGGUCUUUUUUUCGUUUGGCUUAUUAUACUCUAAUAUGUAUUAACAUUGUAUAUCAACUUUUUUCACAGUAGUAUCAUGCAUAUGAUUUAGAUAAAAAAAAAGCACUGUGUCAAAUUUCAAAUUUUUUUUUUUUUCCAAACGAUAUACCUGGAUCGAUUUUAGGGAUUUGGAAAGAUACAGUUAUAGUCAAAACAUUCUUUCAAACAGUAGUUUUUGAAUUUUGAAAAUUGCAAAGGUUUUUUCGCAUAUUUUAAGGUGGUAUCUAACACUACAGGGAGAUAAAUGUGAAAAAUCUUCUGAUCGUUUUAAAAACGUUGCGUUUCAAGGGAAUAUUAAACUUUUCAAUGAUCAAAGUAAGUGUCUGUUAAACUGCUAUAUAACCAGUGUAUUAUUUCUUAAAAUCGGUUGGUUCAUUUUUUUUUAAAUUUUUAAAUUUUUGUCAUAGGGUUAAAAUAAAUACUCUGUCAAAGUUUUAUAAAAAUUAAACGAGCCACCUAUUUAAGUUAAAGUGUUUGGUACCACUUCAAAGUAAUUGUCAAAGCUUUUACUAUACCUAUGAUGACCUUUUCACUUAUAGUGCUACAUAUAUGUGUUUCAAUGGUCAGUAGUCUUGCACUAGUCUAUCCAUUUUUAAACGCAACUGACAUGAAAACAAUUUUCCUUAAUUUUUCUAAAUUUAUCAUUCGUUAAUGUAAGACUUUUUCGGGAGUUUCUACCUUUUAAUCUACUAUUUAAAGUAAGCAUUGUCCGGAAUCAAUACAUGAUGUUACAUAUUGUGAGAGACAUGCUCACCAUCUAUGCAGAACAUGAAACAAUCGUUAAGAUAAUAUACUUGUUAAAUCAAAGUCGAAAUUUUUCACACAAUUCAAAAUGUUACUCAUUUAAAAAAAAUGUUUUUUUAUGCAUAAUGUAGUUUUUAUUUCAUCUGUAUUUAUAAGAACCACCUGUUAGUGGCAUUUGAUUUUAUUGUUUUACAUUCAAAAGUAAAAAUCAAAGUAUAAUUUAAUUAAUUUGAAGAACACAAGAUGACAUGGUAAAUCGGUUCAUGAGCCUGUAUUUUUUUCAGUGGGUGUCUUUGUGUUCAGUAUAUAUAAAUAAAACAAAUAGAAUUGGUGUAUAAUUUUUUGUUGUAUUGUGUUGUUCUACCACGUUUCCAAGUAAGGGGAAUGAUUGCGUCUGGAAUAUAUGUUUUUAAAACCCGCCACAGCUGGUGAACUGAUUUUGUAUUGUUCUGUGAACAAUCGGGUUUUAG